Messenger RNA from Trifolium pratense (red clover), 1354 nucleotides. Its product is annotated as DNA repair protein RAD51 homolog. The coding region runs from base 190 to 1218 and encodes 342 amino acids. Lineage: Eukaryota; Viridiplantae; Streptophyta; Magnoliopsida; Fabales; Fabaceae. The record is from RefSeq and is a predicted model, not a curated record. Gene Ontology annotation, biological process: DNA recombinase assembly; DNA strand invasion; reciprocal meiotic recombination. Gene Ontology annotation, cellular component: condensed nuclear chromosome. Gene Ontology annotation, molecular function: ATP hydrolysis activity; single-stranded DNA binding; ATP-dependent DNA damage sensor activity. The transcript has 8 exons.
CAAGCUUCCGAAGCAAGCUUUAUUAGUUGCGAAGGAAAAUAUUUCUUUUCGCGCCUCUGACACUUUUUGAAUCCCUCUCAUCACGAUCUUCCUCUUCUUCCCCAAUUCACACAAUUUCUCCCAAUAAUUCACAUUUUAGGUCAAAUUACAAUUCACUUUUUUUUUUGUUCCAAGAUCGAAUCUUUAAGCAUGGAGCAACAGCGACUUCAGAAAACACCACAACAACAACAGGACCAAGAAACCGAAGAGAUUCAACAUGGUCCUUUACCCGUCGAACAACUUCAGGCAUCUGGUAUAGCUUCACUUGACGUUAAGAAACUUAAAGAUGCUGGUAUUUGCACUGUUGAAUCUGUUGCUUAUACUCCUAGGAAGGAUCUUUUGCAAAUCAAAGGUAUCAGUGAAGCCAAGGUUGACAAGAUUAUUGAAGCAGCUUCUAAGCUGGUGCCUAUGGGUUUUACUAGUGCAAGUGAGCUCCAUGCCCAACGAGAAUCGAUUAUUCAGAUAACCACUGGGUCAAGAGAGCUUGACAAGAUAUUGGAAGGUGGAAUUGAGACGGGUUCUAUCACCGAGUUGUAUGGAGAAUUUCGAUCUGGGAAGACUCAGUUGUGUCACACUCUCUGUGUCACUUGCCAAUUACCACUAGAUCAAGGAGGAGGUGAGGGUAAAGCUAUGUACAUAGAUGCUGAGGGAACAUUUAGGCCUCAGCGACUCUUGCAGAUAGCAGACAGGUUUGGACUGAAUGGUCCUGAUGUAUUGGAAAAUGUCGCAUAUGCUAGAGCUUAUAACACUGAUCAUCAAUCACGGCUUCUGCUUGAAGCAGCUUCAAUGAUGGUGGAUACAAGGUUUGCUCUAAUGAUAGUAGACAGUGCUACUGCUCUCUAUAGGACAGAUUUUUCGGGAAGAGGGGAGCUUUCAGCCCGUCAAAUGCAUUUAGCAAAGUUCUUGCGGAGCCUUCAGAAAUUAGCAGACGAGUUCGGCGUGGCUGUUGUCAUAACAAAUCAAGUAGUUUCACAGGUAGAUGGUUCUGCAAUGUUUGCUGGACCCCAAACCAAGCCUAUUGGAGGCAACAUUAUGGCUCAUGCAACCACAACAAGGUUAGCUCUCAGGAAAGGAAGAGGGGAAGAGCGAAUCUGUAAAGUGAUUAGUUCUCCUUGUUUAGCUGAAGCUGAAGCAAGGUUUCAGAUUUUAGGUGAAGGUGUUUCAGAUGUUAAAGACUGACCAAUUCGAGCAUUGUCUGAAACCUUGAGUGUUCUUUUUUUUUUUUUUUGUAUGCGUCCUUUUGUUAGAUGUAAAAGAUGAUUUGCAAGUAUCUAGUGUUUAAUUUUGCAAUAAUGUUCAGUUUUGUUGGCCCCUA